This is a messenger RNA of Salpingoeca rosetta, 855 nucleotides long. RefSeq lists its product as uncharacterized. The transcript has 7 exons. Gene Ontology annotation, cellular component: nucleus; 90S preribosome. NCBI's taxonomy places the organism in Eukaryota, Choanoflagellata, Craspedida, Salpingoecidae. Bases 160 to 855 code for a protein of 231 amino acids. The record is from RefSeq and is a predicted model, not a curated record.
CUCUGGAACGUGCGAACCCUUUCCAAACAAACCCACGUGUGUUGGUUGUCCUUUGAGCACAGACACACUCCAAUCCACAGACAGACGCAGAGAUUCACAUACAGCCACUCACUGGCACACGAACAUACACCCACGCUCACAGACUUGUAGAACGACAGGAUGAGCGAUGAUGAGAUGUGGUGGGAGCCAUCCAAGAACUUGGUGGCCGAGAGUUCGGAGAAUGAGGAUGAGGGAUCGCCUGUGACAGAUCACGAUGUCAGUGAACAGCCGGCGAAGAAAGCAAAGCGACAACAGAAGAAGGAGAAAAAGCAGAAGAAGGGGAACAAGGCCAAAACAGAUAGUGACACACUGGGCACAGCUGAAGGUGAUGGUGACAAGAAAUCGGCUCAGGCAAAGCGCCGUGCGAAGAAGGCGGACAAGUUUGCACAAAAGCAGCGCGAGCUGCGAGAGCUGUACACCAGCGGCGCGGAGGGUGCACGGGAAGUGCUGUGGAAUGUCAUCACCAAAGACAUGAGCAAAACCAUGACAGAUCUUGAGCUGGAACAGGUUCAACUGAAAGCGGAACAUAUCGUACAUGCAGAUGUGAAAUCACGGAGCAAAGGCCGGCAGCUGACUGCGUUCUGCAAAGCUGUGACGGGCACAAAGAAGCGUCUGCCGCACCCGAAGAAGAAAGGCGACCCGCCAACGCUCAUUGUCAUAUCCGUCAGUGCAAAGCGCUGUGUUGAGGUCAAGCCCAAGAUUGCUGCCAUCGCCCCAUCCAGCGUGCUCAAGCUGUUUGCGAAACACAUGAAGCAGAGCGAGCAAGAAAAGCGGCUACAGCGAAGUUGGCAGCAGCGUGGGAAACCUGGCGCGUGA